This is a messenger RNA of Amphimedon queenslandica, 1096 nucleotides long. RefSeq names its product sphingosine kinase 2-like. The transcript is spliced from 4 exons. Gene Ontology annotation, biological process: phosphorylation; sphingosine biosynthetic process. The coding region runs from base 34 to 987 and encodes 317 amino acids. The record is from RefSeq and is a predicted model, not a curated record. NCBI's taxonomy places the organism in Eukaryota, Metazoa, Porifera, Demospongiae, Haplosclerida, Niphatidae. Gene Ontology annotation, cellular component: membrane; intracellular membrane-bounded organelle; cytoplasm.
AGCGUGAAAUUGUUUCGUACCAUUGCUCGGCCAAUGUUUGAAGUAGGAGGUGCCAUCAUUGUACAUGAACUUUUAACUGAAAGACAACUACAUGCAAAGGAAUUUGUGGAAUCCUUUGAUUUAUCAACCAUAACAGGGAUUGUAAUUGUUUCAGGUGAUGGAAUUAUUUAUGAGGUUAUGAAUGGUCUAAUGGCCAGACCUGAUUGGGAAACAGCUAUCGAGACUCCAAUUGGUGUAAUACCCACUGGAUCAGGGAAUGCACUAGUGUCAUCACUCCUCCAAGAAGCCAAUGAAGAAUUCGGUGUGAUAGAAAAUGCAGUGUUUCAGAUAAUCAACGGAGGCAUUAAGAAACACGAUAUUGCUUCAGUCUCAUCCAUUUCUUCACACUCGUAUAUUUGCGUCCUCAUAAACUGGGGAAUGAUUGGAGUCAUUGACAUUGAGUCAGAAAGACUUAGGUUCCUGGGACCAAUACGCUUUAGCAUUGGUGCAAUAUUGUGCUUAGUGAGGAAGAGAUCAUAUCAUGGUCAGUUAAUGUACUUGCCUAUUGAAGAUGAGGAGAAUGUAGUAGCUAAUGGUGCCACUACUGAGGAGGCAGUGAGGCCAACAACAAGUAUUAGUGUAUCUGAUCCAGUGCCUGAUAACUGGAAAACCAUUGAAGGGAACUUUGUUAUUUUUGUAGCUCUCAUGUCAGGACAUUUGGGUGACGAGUCAGUUUUUUGUGCAGACUCAAAGACAAAUUCAGGAGAAUUUAGAAUCAUUUAUACGCUUGAUGAUGUCACAAGGGGACAGUUGCUAGCAAAGAUGGGUGAGAAAACUGGUGCAGAAAAGAUAGCAAAUUUUCACGAGAUUCGUACAAAGGCGUUUCGCCUUGUUCCAAUAUCUCCAGGCAUUAUAUCAAUUGAUGGAGAGCGGACAGAGUAUGGUCCAUUACAGGUCCAAGUGCAUCCUGGAAUGAUGAGACUUUACUCAAGAGACAAGAUUCAAUAAUGAGCACUAACAAUACAUGAUCCUCCUUACUUAUAAUACUUCUUUGUACUCUUGUCUUGUUGAAUUCAUCAUACUUUUUAGAACAGCUUUUGUGUUUUUAGUAACAGCA